This is a messenger RNA of Merops nubicus (carmine bee-eater), 333 nucleotides long. Its product is annotated as nucleoside diphosphate kinase 3-like. NCBI's taxonomy places the organism in Eukaryota, Metazoa, Chordata, Aves, Coraciiformes, Meropidae. Gene Ontology annotation, biological process: UTP biosynthetic process; GTP biosynthetic process; CTP biosynthetic process. The record is from RefSeq and is a predicted model, not a curated record. Gene Ontology annotation, molecular function: nucleoside diphosphate kinase activity. The annotation marks the transcript as partial. The transcript is spliced from 3 exons.
GCCUCGGAGGAGCUGCUGAAGGAACACUACAUCGCCCUUCGCAACCGGCCCUUCUACAGCCAGCUGGUCAAGUACAUGAGCUCUGGGCCCGUGGUGGCCAUGGUCUGGCAGGGUCUGGAUGCGGUGAAGAUGGUUCGGACGAUGAUUGGGGAGACUGACCCUGCUGAAUCCAGGCCUGGCACCAUCCGAGGAGACUUCUGCCUUGAAGUCAGCAAGAACGUGAUCCAUGGCAGUGACUCAGUGGAGAGUGCCCAGCAGGAGAUCUCCCUCUGGUUCCACCCAGAGGAGCUGACUUGCUGGGAGAACACAGCUGAGCACUGGAUCUACGCCUGA